Messenger RNA from Guillardia theta CCMP2712, 327 nucleotides. RefSeq lists its product as hypothetical. The transcript is spliced from 3 exons. The record is from RefSeq and is a predicted model, not a curated record. Lineage: Eukaryota; Cryptophyceae; Pyrenomonadales; Geminigeraceae. Gene Ontology annotation, cellular component: mitochondrial intermembrane space; mitochondrion. Bases 1 to 327 code for a protein of 108 amino acids. Gene Ontology annotation, biological process: mitochondrial respiratory chain complex II assembly; succinate metabolic process.
AUGGCAGAAGCUUUCAGCAGGACGGCAAUGAUCAGUCUCUACCGUAAGAUACUCCGUCUGCAUAAACGCGUCCUGCCGAAUGAGAUGAAGGAGCUCGGGGACUCCUAUGUGAGGAGCGAGUUCAAGCAGCACAAGAAGGCCAAGGUGGGGGAGGUGAAGGUGUUUGCGCGGCAGUGGAAGGAGUAUCUCUACACCAUCGAAGCUCAGGCAGCCAGUGGGACCUUUGGGCGGAACUUGCGGGAGGAGGAGGCAGCGCACUUGAACCAGGAGCAGAAAGAGAACCUGAAGAGACUGGAGGAGGAGGCGAAGAGAGCGGGGGAGAACUGA